AAAUUAUUUUAUUCUACAACGUCGGUUGAGCAGCAAACAUCGUUCGGAAUUCAAAAUUUGUAUAUAAAACAUUAAAUUUACAAAUUUGGCACUUGAAAAUUUUUAAUAAUGGACAUUUCCAAGGCCGAGAGUCAAACGCCCGUCGGCGAGCGUCGAUCUGCGAAUCCUGAUUAUCUGAGAACCCUGCUGCAGGACAUCCUGUGUUUCUUGGUCCUGCUCUCGGUGGCUUUACUGAUUGUGGCUGGCAUUUUGUUUGUGGUGGAGGACGUGAGCCGUCUCCAGCAACAGCACCAACACCAGCAGUACCACCACCACCAUCAUCGCCACAUACGUCCGGAUCAGAUAGGCAAUGACUUAAAAGGAUCGCCCAUCGAGGAGGCACCGAGAGAGCUGGGUCAAAUUUUCCGACCGCACACAUGGAUUCGAUUCUUCAACUGCAGGAAUAAGAUGCCUCAACAGCAACAGGAAGAUGUUGAAAGGGAAGCAGUACAGUUUGGCCCAAAGCAGGACGCGCAGCAGAUCCCGGUAGAUGAUGUUCCAACCUAUCACCCUGUCAUAGAACGUAUGCCGCUGAGCGCUGGCGGAGACUACAACAAAAAACUGGAUCCGGAACCCCACCAUUUUCUGGCCAAUAAUAUUAGGACCUAAAGAAAUGUCUGAAAUGCUGUUUGCAUGUUCAAAUUGAGCCCUUUGCAGCUGCAGACUAUCAGAUGUCUCCUGGUAGAUUUGUCAUUUGAUGUUUGCCCCUUUUGGUCAAGGCCAUCAAGAGCGAAGACAGUUACAAUCCGAAUGUUUCUGGGAAUAGCUAAAUUGUGCAAUAAAUAAAAGAACAGCUAUGUAAA
This is a messenger RNA of Drosophila santomea, 842 nucleotides long. RefSeq lists its product as uncharacterized. Bases 109 to 648 code for a protein of 179 amino acids. The transcript is spliced from 2 exons. Lineage: Eukaryota; Metazoa; Arthropoda; Insecta; Diptera; Drosophilidae. The record is from RefSeq and is a predicted model, not a curated record.